Molecule: messenger RNA, 3711 nt
Organism: Bacillus rossius redtenbacheri
Lineage: Eukaryota; Metazoa; Arthropoda; Insecta; Phasmatodea; Bacillidae
Product: zinc finger protein 672-like
Exons: 3
Coding region: 1-924 (307 amino acids)
Biological process (GO): regulation of transcription by RNA polymerase II
Molecular function (GO): DNA-binding transcription factor activity, RNA polymerase II-specific; RNA polymerase II cis-regulatory region sequence-specific DNA binding
Source: RefSeq, a predicted model, not a curated record
AUGAAGGACGGGGGGGGUAGAGAGUGUGUGGAUGGUAUCUCCAGGCUCGUGCGCCUGCCAGCGUCCCCGGGGACCAGCCAGCAGAUAGGGCGCCGCGCGGCUGUCCCGCGAGUGACAUGGCCAGCGCUGCCUGCAGUCGUCGCACCGCCGUCGUCACCUCCUGCUACCGCUCUGCCCGCGCAGAUGAUGGAUGAACUGCAGAUUUCAUAUCUAAACCUUCCAUUGGUUCACUCUUCACUUGAACCAGAUAUUCUUGACAUGAAACUUGAAACAUUGCCUUGGAACAACUGGCCCAUGAAUACCUCUAAGUCAUUAGAGUCAGCGCACAGCAUCGAUCUGGAGCAGCUGUUCUCGCUGGACUCGGGCCCCGCGGAGGACGCACAGCCCUGCGAGCUGCCCGAGAGAACCAUGUUCUGCACCGAGUACUGCGAGGGCUUCCUGCGCGAGAGCGCCCGCCACCUGCGCUACUCGCCGCCGGCGCCCUUGUUCGUGCUGGGCGUGGAGAUGCGCUCGCUGGCGGCGGACGACCAGCCCGCGCCGCCCAGCGCGCGCGCGGCGCUCGCCUCGCACGACUACACGCUCAAGCUGCCUCCUGCCGAGGACCGCGGCUUCGGCUGCACCUUCCUCGGCUGCGGCAAGGCCUACGCCAAGUCGUCGCACCUCAAGGCGCACCUGCGCCGCCACACGGGCGAGAAGCCGUUCGCGUGCGCCUGGCCCGGCUGCGACUGGAGGUUCUCGCGCUCCGACGAGCUGACGCGCCACCGCCGCUCGCACUCGGGUGUGCGGCCCUACGGCUGCGACGCGUGCAGCAAGCGCUUCUCGCGCUCCGACCACCUGCGCAAGCACCAGAAGAUACACCGCCGCGAGGGCUGGCUGUGCGCGCGCCGGCCGGCCGCCGGCCUGCUGCUCCUAGACCGGCCCUGAACCAAGCACGGGCACAGACAGCACAGGACCUACUGCUCCAGGACCGCCACUGCGCCGAGCAUGAAUACAGACCACGUGCCAGCUACUACUGUUUGACAAUCUGUGUGCAAAGCAAGAACACAUACCGCACACCAACUGAUAUUCCAAACUGCCCAUGCACAAAGCAUGAGUACAGACAAUGCGACACCUGCUACUGCUAGAAUGUCCAUGAGCAAAGAAAGAACACAGACCGCACACCAACUGCUACUUCAAACUGCCCAUCCACAAACUUGAGUACAGCAGGCACACCACCUGCUACAGAUAGAGCACAUGUGCACAAAUCAUGAGUACCUACAGUCCGCAUGCCAACUGCUACUCCAUGACUGCCCUUGCACCAAGCAUGAUUAUAGGCCGCGCACCAGCUACUACUCAUAAACCACCCGUGCACAAAGCAUGAGUAGAGACCGCAUGCUAGCUACUACUCAUAGACUGCCCUGACACAAAAUAUGCGUACAGACCCCACAUCACCAGCUGCUUCUAGACAGCCCAUGCACCAAGCAUGAGUACAGCUGGCACGCCACCUCAGACUCCUGUACCACUCAUGUAUCAACUAUGGAUAGAUACUGAAUUCAAGCGUUCUUUUGGGAAUAGAUAAUCCAGUGCUGGUCGGUUCAUAGCAUUAAAAAUUUGUUGCAAGCUGGUGGAGAUGCUGAAAUAUAAUUACUACUGAACUAUAUUCUUAUUGAAUUUAUAAUAGUUCAUAUUAUCAAAAGUGAUUUUAUCAUCUACCGUAUCUAAUUAAGUGUAGUAAAAGAAAAUUUCUACGCCAAACACAAUAAACGUACCAAAAAAUGUUCUAACUUGAUGGCAAUGCCAUGUACCUAGGGCAAGAUGAGUAUCACCUAGAGUAAUAUGAGUAUUACCUGGGGUAAGAUGGGGCAUGAAUAUUUACAUAACACAUACAUAAGCAAUAUCUUCUUCAUCCUUUUCCUCGGAAAAUGCACAGUAGGUCCACCCUUGACAUUUAAUGCACUUAUAUACACUUAUGUUGAUUGAGAUAACAAAUUUCAACAUAAAAUUCAUUUUUAAAUUGUUUUUUUUAUUACUUCUAUGUUGAAGAAAAAAUGUGCUCAACUUGGUUCUUCUUCUGAAAUGCUUAGACUAGUUUCUAUUUGCAAGCAAAGGCAUGUUUGGAUGUUUGAACUUAUAAAUCAUUUCUCUCUAGUGAUGCAGUAUUAAUGACAGUUUUACAUAAGUGAUGAACAUUCGGAUUAUCUUUUACUUUACCAACAUGAAGUAUGGGCAAAUUGUCUUUAGGUGAUACUUAUUGCCUUAACAGUUUCCGAAGAGUUUGAAUAAAAAGAUAGCUCAUUAUCUCCAAGAUACUGACCGUCGGUAGUUUUUAGAGCAAGAAAUCACAAGCUUAAAAUCUUUAGAGUCAAUUCGCCAUAUGCCUGUAGCUUUAAAUCCAUUGACGUAUGUUGUCAUAGUGCCUGUUCGUCGAAAUGAUUUUCCAAAAAGUUAAACGAUCCGAUACAUUGUGACGAAACAACUUGAAUUCGGUCGUAACAUAUUGGUAACAUUUAAGUUAAAAUGGGUACUAAGUGCUUUAGUGAAUGUUAAGUUCAAUGGCUGGAGGUGAUCGGUGUAUUGUGGCGGUAAUUGGAGGAAGGUAACUCCGUUAUCUGUUCACAGGUCUAUGAUCUCAAUAAUGUCUUGUGCCUUGCCUCACCAUCAAAAAACAAUGGAACAGGGUUAUCUUUAGAGCCAUGCAUAAACUGCGCACUAUGUUUCAAUAACUGGAUGAACAUUUUAGACUAUUUCCAGCCUGAAAGAUGGCACUUCGCCAAAGAUUGAAAUGCACAGCUGUCUAUUAGUUUGUCCUUCAUUCUCUGCCGAGGAAUUAUCAUUAUCAGGGGUCCGAUGCAGUGCAUCAUGUUUCCACAGUUACUGCCUGUCAGCUUUCUGUUAAAGCACCUUCUAGUUUCCUACCUUUUGGAGAAGAGAUUUAGAUUUUCAAUUUUAUGCCGAUGAACAGGCGUGGAUUCAGUAUUCCUGCUGAUGAGGCACAUGUAGAAAAAACUCAAAUUUAUUAAAUAAAAAACACACAAUCAAAAGUUUAAGAUUUGUGCUGUGGUCCUUGAUUUUUCUGUGCCCGUCCCCUUGCUGACUGUGAUCGGCCAUGGUACUGAGAGUUCAGAGACACAGAAUGGAAAAAAAGGUGCAGAAACACCAACACUUAAUCUGUCAACUCCGCUGGAAGCCAAAAUCUGCAUUACAAAAGAAGGAGUUCAACAGAGCUUGGCAGUGCUAAACAGAGUUCUAGAGGGCUCAAAAGAGUUCAACAAAACUCUACAGAGCUCUACAGUGCUCGACAGAGCUCGUUAGAGCUCUACAGACUUCGAAAGACCUCGACAAAGCUUGACAGACCUCGACAGAGAUCAACAGAGCUCAACAGGACUCGACAGAGGCAGACAGAGCUCGAUAGAACUCAACAGAACUGACAGAUCAUGAAUUUGGCACAUGUGGCGAAUAUCACAACGGAAAAUACAAAAAAAAAAAUCUCAAAUAAAUAUAAUUUAAGGCAUUGUAUUUUAUUGUCAAAGGGUACAGUCGGUGUUUUUAUGCGUCCCUAUGCCUUUUCUAAAACCGCAAUCGCAACUAUCCACCUUGUCUGGAACGAAAAUGUCUUCAUCAUGCAACUUCCCCAAUUUAAAAACCACAAAUUGGUUGAAUUUGGGAAAUCCAUUUCACAUAUUUGUUGCAAAAAUAUAAUAAAUUAAAAGUUUUGUGAUUUUUAAGAACAGU